Molecule: messenger RNA, 885 nt
Organism: Nymphaea colorata (pocket water lily)
Lineage: Eukaryota; Viridiplantae; Streptophyta; Magnoliopsida; Nymphaeales; Nymphaeaceae
Product: SUMO-conjugating enzyme SCE1
Exons: 5
Coding region: 104-586 (160 amino acids)
Biological process (GO): protein sumoylation
Cellular component (GO): nucleus
Molecular function (GO): SUMO conjugating enzyme activity
Source: RefSeq, a predicted model, not a curated record
AGGAAGACUGAGGCGAAGAAUGUCGUGAUCUUCUUCUCCUCCUCCGCUUCCUCUCUCUCUCUCUCCCUCUUUCCUGCAGAAGAAGAAGAACAAGAAGGCGAAGAUGUCGGGAGGAAUUGCUCGUGCGCGACUCGCCGAGGAGCGGAAGGCGUGGCGUAAGAACCAUCCCCAUGGUUUUGUAGCGAAGCCGGAGACGCUGCAAGAUGGUACUGUCAAUUUGAUGGUUUGGCACUGCACCAUCCCUGGGAAAGCUGGGACUGAUUGGGAGGGGGGUUUUUUCCCUCUAACUCUCCACUUCAGUGAGGAUUAUCCAAGCAAACCACCAAAGUGCAAGUUUCCGCCAGGUUUUUUCCAUCCCAAUGUCUACCCAUCCGGAACUGUGUGCCUCUCCAUUCUUAAUGAGGACUAUGGAUGGAGGCCAGCUAUCACAGUGAAGCAAAUACUUGUUGGGAUACAAGAUUUACUGGAUCAACCAAAUCCUGCAGAUCCUGCUCAGACUGAUGGUUAUCAUCUCUUUAUCCAGGAUCCGACAGAAUACAAGAGACGAGUUAGGCUCCAGGCCAAGCAAUACCCAUCACUUGUGUGAUCCAUGUGUGAAUCUUGUUUAACUCUUUCCGUUCUUGACAUGGAUAUUAGUCAAACAGUGAUGUAUGCAAAGUUCCGUGUGUCCAGGAAGUCGUGCCACUGAAGUUUGUUUUGUUCUAUCCCGGACUUGACCAAUAUGGUUUAUGGGUGACGUCUCUAUAUUGUUCUCUUGCCUUUGUUCCAUGACUCUGUUCUAGACAAAAGCCAUGACCAAUGUACAUUUAUAUAUACACAGCCAUUGGGUAGCUUCUGGAUCUCCAUUUUGGAGCUCUUGAUUUUAUCAACUAGCAACUUCUAGUC